Molecule: messenger RNA, 1558 nt
Organism: Nerophis ophidion (straightnose pipefish)
Lineage: Eukaryota; Metazoa; Chordata; Actinopteri; Syngnathiformes; Syngnathidae
Gene: snapc3
Product: small nuclear RNA activating complex, polypeptide 3
Exons: 9
Coding region: 29-1162 (377 amino acids)
Biological process (GO): snRNA transcription by RNA polymerase III; snRNA transcription by RNA polymerase II
Cellular component (GO): snRNA-activating protein complex
Molecular function (GO): bent DNA binding; core promoter sequence-specific DNA binding; RNA polymerase III type 3 promoter sequence-specific DNA binding
Source: RefSeq, a predicted model, not a curated record
UUUGCACUUGUCACCGCUUCCGGUAAACAUGGCGACGGAUUCGAACCCAGGCAUCCCAGAGUACGAACCAGGCGAUGGAAAUACCAGAACUUUCCACAUCGACGCGUUCAGAAAGGAGUGGCUGAGCAGACUACAGCCGUCUGACUACUCUUACACGCCGCAGGAUGAAAACGCCUUUCACGCCCACUUUGCCCAUGAGUUGGGGGUGAGCGUGGACAUGAUGCGGGAACUCAAAGAGACAUGCAACACAGCGGCACUGAAUUGCUAUCCCGAAGACCAGCGCCCUGACCCCGAAGUCGUACCUGAAGACUCCACGCUGAAAACCCUCAUUGAAAGGAAGAAGUAUCAAGACCACAAAUUGUCCCUUAAAAUCUCCAAGAACAGACACGAGCUCUAUGCAGAUGAGCAGGAGCGAUCGUCCGUCGCAUGGGAACCAGAGGCGUUAGAAAAUCUGGUCUCCGAAGGAGACGUCAUUCUGACCAUCAACGUCUACUACCCAGCUAUUUUUGAAAAAUUUGUCUAUGUCAGACCCCACGUGACGCUACUGGUGCUAGGAUCCCAAAGCCUGGUAGAGCUCAGGGACGCCAUCUGUUGCGCCAGCGACUUGCAGGUGUGCGGCGAGUUCAGCAACACGCCCGAAAUGGCGCAGGACUUCAUCAGCAAAGACCACUACAAGUCGGCCUUCUUUUUCUUUGAAGGAGUGUUUUACAACGACAUGCGAUAUCCUGAGUGUUGUGAUAUCAGCAGGACGACGAUCAAGUGGGCAAAGGACAACAACUUUCCGCCGUACCAAAAGGCCAAGAUGGAGGACACAAAGUUUGUAGAUCUGAAGGUUAAAGUGGGCUUCCCUUAUCUCUACAAUCACCAAGGGGACUGCGAGCAUGUCGUCAUCAUCAGUGACGUCAGGCUGACUCACAAAGACGACUGCCUGGACAGGAAGUUGUACCCGCUCUUGACGCACAAGCACCGGGUCGCGGUGCAGAAGUGUGCUGUUUGCUACACCUUCAUCGCAAGGUGGUGCACCACCGGUGACCAGUUUGCUCCCAGUAACCCGUGUCUGUUUUGUAACAAAUGUUUCCGCAUGCUGCACUACGACAAGGACGGAAACAAGCUGGGAGACUUCCUGGCUUAUCCUUACGUGGACCGCGGCGCUUUCAACUAGCACUGUGUUGUCUUUCUACAGGUGCAACUAGCACUGUGUUGUCUUUCUACAGGUGCAACUAGCACUGUGUUGUCUUUCUACAGGUGCAACUAGCACUGUGUUGUCUUUCUACAGGUGCAACUAGCACUGUGUUGUCUUUCUACAGGUGCAACUAGCACUGUGUUGUCUUUCUACAGGUGCAACUAGCACUGUGUUGUCUUUCUACAGGUGCAACUAGCACUGUGUUGUCUUUCUACAGGUGCAACUAGCACUGUGUUUUCUUUCUACAGGUGCAUCUUAACUAAUCCCAUUUCAUAAGUGAGUUAUUAGCUUUAAUUAUCAAAGCAUUUUUGAACUUCAAUAAUGUUUCAAUUCAUUGAGAUGCACCUGUAAAUGUUAAUAGUUGUCUGUAGAAGG